AUGCACAAAGUCGGAGAUCUCUACAGUUACCCCGGCGAAGUGCCGAACUCGCCGGCCGGCUCAGGCCCAGGUGGCUACGAGCACCUCCCGGCGGGCAGCUACCAGCACCAGGCCGCCGCGGCCGCCGUGGCCGCCGCCGCCGCCCUCGGACUCGACUCCCCCUACGGCAUGGUGGCCGGGCUCAACGGGCAUCACCUGGAAUACAGCCACCAAGACCUGAUGACGUCGGGCCAGCACGGACACGGCCACGGGCACAGCCACUUGCACCACACUGCCAACGGCGUGCAGCAAUUGGCGCACCUCGGCGCCGCCGCCGCUGCAGCAGCUGCUGCUGGCAUGACGUCUCAGGGCCCCGGCGCCACGUCGCUACUGCCGCCCGGAGCCGCCGCAGCGCUCAAGAAGAAGAAAGGGCGGCGGCCGCGGGGACUCAGCGGCAGCAGCAGCAAUGACGAGGGCUCGCCCACGCACUCGACGGACCUGGGCCCGAACUCGCUGCGACAGCGCAAGAGCCGCGAGGGAUCCACGACUUACUUGUGGGAAUUCCUUCUCAAGCUUCUACAGGACAAAGAUUGCUGUCCAAGGUAUAUCAAAUGGGCGAAUCGUGAAAAGGGGAUCUUCAAGCUGGUGGAUUCGAAAGCCGUGUCCAGACUAUGGGGUUUACAUAAGAACAAGCCCGACAUGAAUUACGAGACAAUGGGCAGAGCACUGAGGUACUACUACCAGCGUGGGAUCCUCGCCAAAGUGGACGGACAAAGACUGGUGUACCAGUUCGUGGACGUUCCCAAGGACAUUGUGGAGAUUGACUGCACGGGGGCGUGAUGAACCCGACGGAAGUUUCUUUCCGUCUUUUUCUUCAUCCCACGACGAGUAAAUGAAGAAAAGGGAAAACCAAACGAGCUCAAAGGAAAGCUUUCUCUGCAAAGAAAGGGGAUUUCAAAGUCCGGACGACGUGGACAACCGCGUACCGGAACUACAUCGCCGAACUCCCCUUUUUGCUCUUCUUCGGUUUGAUAUGUGUACCGCUCGGCGAAAAAAGAAAGAAAGGAAGAAAGAAAGAAGGAAUCACAUACAAUUGACGAAUCUCACCGAUAGGCUGCCAAAACGAGGUUUUGCAGUCGGCCGGGCCAAAUAACCCCGGCCUCUUUUUAUUCGGCCGAACUUUGUGCGGAGCAAAAUUUGGACGCUGGGGCAAAAGAAAAAAGAAAAGUGGAAUUGAGUCGAUGAGAUUUUAAGGAAAUGAAGGGGUAGAGCGGAAAGAAAAAGACGGGAUUUCGGCGUCGGCUUUUUUUUUUGUGCUCUCGGGAUUUUUUUAAAUGCACGUUUCCGUACCUGCGCAGAUCUUUUUCAUUCAAGAGUUUGUGUUUUAUGAAUAUUGAUGCGAGUUGCGAUUGUUGCGUGUGGAUUUUUUUUUUCGACGUGGGGACUGUCGAGAGUUAUUAUUAUUUUUUUCGUGAACAUCAUGAGAAUUUUAGCUAUAGACUAGCUAGUUUUCCUGUGCGGUUCGUCGAGUAAAUGCGCCCUGUAGUGAAACUUAGCGAGUUGGACAAUCUUCAGCAGCCCUUCAGAGUUUUCGAGCCGGUUUUUCUAUGAACGUUUUUUUUUUUGGGUUCGGGAAGACACAUGAGGACAUAGCUAGUCGUUUGUUUUUCAGAUUAUAUAAUUUUUGAGAUUUUAUUUGGAAUAUGUUGUGUUUUCAAGGAAAGCUUUCUUUUUCUUCCUCAAUUGUUCCUACGUUGAAUGCAAACCUCCGUCUUGUGAAACUGCCAGGAAGUUCAGGAAGUGUUUUUUUUUUCUUGAAUGACUUUGUUCACCGUCGAAAUUUUGUUUCUUUUUGGAUGCAAGAUUCACUGCCCGUCCCAUUGAUCUCGAGAGUUGACUCAAUUGCGUUAGCAAGGGGGUGGGUUUGGUUUUUAUUCCUCCUUUCUUCAAAGAUGAAAUUUCUUAGUUUAUUCGAAGGUGUAACUGUUGCUCCUUGGAAGAAUGAGAAUUCCGUUAUGUCUUUUUAUUUGAGUGGGACUGCGAAUCUGAACCACGUUUUUAAUGGGGACCACUGUUUUUCACGACUGAUCAAGCUCGGCGAAGCAGGAUUUGUAGAAUCGGAGUGACUAUCAGAUUCGUGUCAAACAAUUUUCUCAAUUAGCAAAAUAGUUCUCUGAAAUCUUUUGAGGGUUUUUGAAGCGUAAAAUAUUCUGAGAAAGCACUGCUGUAAUUUCUCUCUGCGAUCUUCGACCACCGUAUUUUUAUUUUUAUUUUGACUGUAUGGAUGAAUUCAGGUUACAGUAGAAAGUAAAUUUUUUUCGGGUGGAUAUAAGUUUCGGCUCUCCUUAUCAUCUUGGCAUUCAUGUCGGAAAUUUCUCUGCUUUUCGGUUGGCAAACCGUAACCCCGAAAUUGAAAUAAAUCAAAGCUCCGCAUUUUUAAGAUAUUGAAGCCGGAAACUAUUUUGCUGACGACUGAACAGGAACUUGCUGGUGCGGAAAACCAAAAUCCCUGUCUUCCAGUAGUUUUUUGCUGUUGAAAAAAGAAAGAAAAAUUGGCAGAGGCUUCGGUUCCGGCUAGAUUUUUUUCUUUUGUUUUCCCACAAGCGAGCUUUUAAACUGAAAAAUUCACGAGAUAAAUUUUAUCCGGUCUAUAUACUUUUUUGAACAAUACACACAAGGAAUGCUGGUUGUGACGAAGUUUGCGAGAGAUGGGAAACAAAAGAAUUUCAACCUAUUUAUUUUGAUCAACGCUGACGAAAGAGUAAACUAAUUUAUUACGGAACUUCAGACGCCUAAACGACGAAAAAAAAUCUCAGAAUUUCAAGAAAGCUGGACUGCUAAGGUAUAUAUUUUCUGGCUGAAGAAUUUUCAAAAUUAGCUCUCUUCGCGAUUGAUUGAUGAUUAUUACUGAGAAGUAAAAUUUUUGGGUUUCACAUUUAUGAAAGUUGUGUUUGUUUUUGUUUUUUUCCGGUCAACUCGUUUAGCGUGGAGACGAAAUUUUAUCUGUGGAGGGAUUAGACAUGUAUUCACGGAAUGGGAAAAUCUUUUUGGACGCGGUGCACCCGUUUCAUUCUCUGUGUGUCUUUCAUAUUUUUCAAAUCGUAAAUGGAAAAUGAGAUGCGACACUUGAAAAGAAAGAGCGAAAUCUGGGGUUUAUACAGUGCAGCAGAAGAUGCCUCGUGUAUCUGUCAGAGGACUACUUGACAACAAAAAUCGGGUUCCUUUUCACUCUGCGUGUGUGUUGUUCGUAAAACUCGUGAUGUUUUAUACGUUUUUCUUACCCCCACCUUCUCAUUUUCCAUCGCGUGCAAUUUGGUCUCCCUUUGCUUCGAUUCCCGGCGCUGAAGCGCAAAAAUUUAUUUAUUUUGAUUAUUUUUACCCCCAACUUUGAAAUCAGCUGUUCGCGCCCCGGACGAAAUUUCUAUUCUGGCUUUUUGGACUCGAGUCCUUUUUUUCAGAAUAAGACUUGACCCAUUUGUCGUGUCAGACCCUGGUUUGUGUCUCUCAUGUGGCGUUGUGUGAUUUUCAACGUGCUGCGUUUCUCCGGGUGCGAAUCGGGGACCCCGAGAUUUAGCGAGCGUCCCUCACACACUGCACACGUGCGCGAACGUUAGCAAGAACCCUGUAAUUGUUCUGUGCCCGCGUUUGUUUUUAUUUUGCCUAAUUGUCUCGCUGGAGAGAGGAAAGAGAUUUUGAUGACGUGGAAUGCCAAUAAAUUGGACUUUGGAAAUUCAA
This is a messenger RNA of Notodromas monacha, 3714 nucleotides long. The record is from the annotation of a GenBank genome assembly. NCBI's taxonomy places the organism in Eukaryota, Metazoa, Arthropoda, Ostracoda, Podocopida, Cyprididae.